This is a messenger RNA of Microthlaspi erraticum, 558 nucleotides long. Lineage: Eukaryota; Viridiplantae; Streptophyta; Magnoliopsida; Brassicales; Brassicaceae. The record is from the annotation of a GenBank genome assembly.
AUGUCUCCUCCAAUGCCUUCUCAAUCCUUCAGAGAUGGAGGAGUUGGUUUCGGGACGAGAUUCUUCUACUGGAGCACCUCGAUUCCACCGAAUUUAGACAUUGACCUCUCUAACAAAGAGAAUAACAGGAUAACGACCAACAUCAACGAGGGUUUCGAGAACUCGAUUUGGUUUUGGGAAAUAGGGAAUGUCAAUCUCAUGGACGACAUCGCUGUCGAAUCACUAAUUCAUGUCCUUGAUUUCGAACACACUGAUCUUUGGAAAUGGUUAACUGCUCAGGAACAGCCUCCAGAGGCAGUGAGCUCAAAUCCGCUUAUUGGAGCGAGGAUUCUCAGGCAGUUCUCAGUGAAUGAACGUUACUCUGAGGAUACGCUUGAGAAGAUCGGAAUCAACUUUCCGGUUGUUGAAAGGUUUGGCCUUUGGGGAGACAGACAAGCUCAUGAAGAGAGUCUCAUGAUACCUUAUUAUUUUCUGGGUUGCGAACGGUUCCUAGGGAUUUCCACUCACAGAGAACAUGAGGAGAAUCAGACCAAGUUUAAGCUACUGAAACCUAAUUAA